Cercopithifilaria johnstoni is the source of this 2880-nucleotide messenger RNA. The record is from the annotation of a GenBank genome assembly. NCBI's taxonomy places the organism in Eukaryota, Metazoa, Nematoda, Chromadorea, Rhabditida, Onchocercidae.
AUGACAAGUGUGUGGCGGCGAAUACAAAAAUCGAAUAAAAAAUCAGUCAAAUAUCGUUUUAUAAUUACACCACAAGAAUUAUUAAUUAUAUGCUCCACAAAUUGGCAUCCGCAAAGUGUGGUCGUAACUUGUAUGCACAGGAGGCGAAAAGUGGAGGGGCGAGUACGACGAUGGGAGAGCAGCAUGACGGAUCCCUGUCGAGGUUUAAUUGUUUGGCCGUCGCAGACACCGGAUCCGUUACUUUUCGACACAACACUAUAUUGCGACGAUUCAUCUCAUCAUUAUAGCGAUAAGGAAUGGACUCUGUUGGUGGAAGAAUGCACACGAAAAGGCAAACGAAAAGCUAUCGCUGCUGUCAAUUUAAAUAUGCCCCUUUUCGUUCAGAAUCCAGAGACCGUAGUUGAGCUGAAAUUGAAAUUACGACCGCUGUGGCCAGAACUGUCUCAUUGUUCAAUGCAAAUUUUAAUAUCAUCAAUCCUUAUCGGUGAUGAAGAAACGAACGAUUUCAAUAUGAAAAGAGAGAUAUCAAGUGUUGACGGUGGACAGAGAGCUAGCAUAGCUGGUGAUAUUGCAGAAACGGAACAACGAACUAGCAGUGCAAAAGAAAGUGCAGUCGUUACAAGUUACUCAAUGAAUUUAAAUGACCUUGAGAGGCCAGAAACGAGUGAUGAAGAAAAAGGGGUAGAUUUGGCAUCUCAAAUUGAAAAUGCGUACAAAAGUAAUGGUAUUAUUGAUAUACGUGAAAGGUUUUUUGACCUCAAUCACAGUUAUUCUACGAUUCAAGAUGCUAAGGUGACAAAUGCUGCUGAAAGGAAUAAAUCAGCACAUGUAGAUGCUAAUGGAUCUGAAGAUGGGAGGCAGGAUGCACCCCGAACACUACUGAUUGAUCACAUGUCGCAACAGGAAUCGAAAUCAAGUGAACGAGUGAAAACCGAAGUUAUUGAUGUAGGCUUUCAAGCGAAGAAUACAGACAAAUCUCCGAAUUUAAAUCUGGAAAAAGAACCUAAAGCAUUACCUGCCAUCAUGGAAGGGGAGGAUCUUCUUGCAUGGUGCCAAAGGGUAACCAAAGAUUAUCCUUCGAUCAAAAUAACCGACUUUACGAAAAGCUUUCGCUCAGGCCUUGCAUUCUGCGCAAUUAUUCAUCGUUAUCGCCCAGAUUUACUUGGACCGUUUAGCAAACUGAAUUUUACAGAUUCACACAGCAAUCGUCUUGAGAAUUGUCGUAAAGCAUUGGAUGCUGCUGCUUUGAUUGGUGUUGAAAAGAAGCUAGAUGCUGGUAUAACUGUAACAUUGCCGGACCGGAAUGAUGUUCGAUGUUUCUUGUCUGAACUACGCAUGCGUCUUGUAGAUGUUCCGGCUAUGAAACGUGAAUCGAGCGUGAAUGAAUCGGACUAUCGAAUAUCUGCACUCUUCAAUCUUUCAGAAUCGGAAACCAGUGUUAUGAGGGAGCUUGAAAUUCUUCGCAGACAGCGUGAACGUGACGAAGCCAUCGAUCUGACCAAUAUCAUUGAUGAAGAUCGUACGAAAUUCAGUUCGGUUGUGCCAGGCUCUCAGAAAGUGGACGAUAUGGGAAAUAAAGAAAUUGAAGCAAGACCACGGAAGUUGAAUGAUCCGUUCGAUUCUGAUUCUGAUACAGAAAAUGUUGGUAAUUGCUCGACACCAAUGGUGCGUAAUUCAAAUUCAAGGGUUACUUCAAACAUAAAUGCCGGUACAAAGGUUGAUGCUCGUCCGAUUUCAUCAAUUGUUACAACGCGUCAUGAUGAGCUGAUAAAAAAGCGUCAGCAAAUAUCCUCUACUUCACCUAUAGUUACUGAUUCGAUCGAUGCAACUGCGCGUGAGAGGCGACAUCGCGAGGAGGCUCGACGCUUGAUGAACGAUGCUGCUUCUGAUGGUGUGACACUAGUACUUGGUGGUAGUGCACCGACAACAGCUCAUCAAUCACCGGGAGUGGCAAAAACGUCUAGCUUGCUUCGAAAGCUGUCGACAUGCACCAGUGACGAGGUUGCAAGAAGCUACUUGCAUACACUUGAAUUGGUUACUCCAACGGUAAAAAUUUACGACUUCAAAAAGAUUCAGCCUUCUCCAACUUUUCAACGUGAAAUAUAUGAAGCACCAGUUACUGCGCCACAGGAAAGACUUACUCGAAAGUUAUCAAACGGCAAUGCUGAUAUACAAAAAAACAGCCUUGGUGUUACGCUGGAUCGAGCGAAAAGGUAUGGCAGUAUGAGAGGACAGGAAUUAAUUGAAAGCGUGGCGAAAGUUGCUGGACGAGCGUUUACACCAUCUUUAUCAGCUUCGGAAAAUCCUGUAAGCGUGACACCAACACGAAAACUAAUUUCUCAAUGGGAGAAAGAUGGUGCAGAUUUGGAAAAGAUUCAAGCAGAGUUGAACCGUCUUUCGAAAUGUUUGGCGCAAGUUUCCGGUGAAGAUGAAAUUAUUUGUUCACAGCUCAUGAAAGCAAAGGUUUCGUCGGAAGAAGAGGAACGUUUGUUGCAAGAACAUAUGAGGUUGCUGACAGAGAAAGAUUCCAUUGUUAGGCGAACAGAAUACUUUAAUGUUCUGGAGCAGUUACGUGAGGUGGAAGAUGAAAUAACAAAGCUGCAGCAUGAAUUAGGCUCUGUUUCCACUAUUGACGAAAUUGAUAAGACUGAAGAAGACAAGCAGAGAAUUGAUAAAAUGAUGGAUGAUUUGGUUGCGCUGGUGAACAGAAAAGAUCGCUUAUCACAGAAACUGAUAAACCAUGAAGCUGAAGAUGAAGAGAUAGAUGAAAGAGAUCGAUUAACUCUAGAAGCAGCUGCGAACUUUUCACGUGGCUCCGAACAACCUUUAUCGGCUUCCAAAAGAAUAAUAACCUGGAUUCGGUCCGAAAUAUCUAGUUGA